UCGUAGAUCUCAUCAAGUUCGGUACAUCAUAGAAGUUGCUCACUAAGGAAAAAGAACUGGUCAAGGCCUUCCCACUAGUCUCACUAUGCUGCAAGAGCUGGAGGGACCUGAGGCACGGCACAGUACGAGUCCGAUCUCCUACUCCACCUCUUUUCGAGCCUCUGGUAAUGAAGAAGUUCAAAUUGAAGAAACUCCGUUAAGGUGUACGAUAUGUCAAGAUACUUACUCAGAUCCCAGAGUUCUGCCUUGUCUUCACAGCUUCUGUAAAGGGUGUCUAUCAAAGUUGGCAUCAAUAUCUACUUCUAUUAAGUGUCCGUUGUGUCGAAAUGAGCAUACCCUCCCUAAAGGAGUAGAUGAGCUAUUACCAAACACACAAUUAGCUCGUAAAGUAGAAACAUUAUCAACGACCACUGAGAAAUUAAAAUGUGAUCAAUGUGAGAGUGACGAAACAGAUGUUGUAAGUUUCUGCUCUAAUUGUGAAACCUACCUUUGUAAAUCUUGUGAUGGAGCACAUAAAAAGAUGUUAGCAUUUAAAAGUCACUUGCUGGUCCUCCCAAAAUUAGCACGAAAGGAUCCUAAAGUGAAGAGUUUCAUGUGUUUGAAGCAUACCUCAGAAUCUCUUACAGUUUACUGUAUUAAGUGUAAGAGUGUCAUUUGUCGUGAUUGUGCUAUUUAUAACCACAAUGGACACAAGUUUGAACCAGCAAUGGAUGUUUCAGAUAAAAUUAGAAAAUCCUUGGUAUCAGAUUCAAAGCAGCUCAAGACUAAGCUUGAAACAUUUCGUUCCCAUGCUGAAGAAGUUGCUAAAGUUGAAAAACAUGUUACAGUUUAUCCUGAUGAAAUGAAAUCUUUCAUCACAUCUCAAUUUGAAGAGUUUCAUAAGCUAUUAGAUAAACGCAAAGAAGCACUCCUGCAACAAGUUGAUACACAGUACAAUGAUUUUUCUAAAAUGCUUUGGGUGGAGAAGGAUAUCGUUGAAACAGGUAUUUGCAAGCUAGAGGCUGGAAUUAAAUUUGCUCAACAACUUGCCGAGAGUGAUGACAAGCUGGAAGUUGCUGUGUUGGGCUCUAAAGCUCUUGCGUCAAAUCGAGUAACCAAAACCUUGUCCUGGGAUCCUAAGGCCAUCAAAAAUCUUGGCCCCUUGGCUUAUGAUGCAGAUUUUGAUAAACGCUGUAUAGAAAAAAUUGGAAUAAUCAAUAAUAUUGAAGUAGUAAUAAGUGAUGGAAAGUAUUCUAAUUCUCUUAGAGAUUUUCAGGAAAAUGGCACAUAUUGCAUUGAAAUUGAAGUUAAGUUUGGUCAUCAUCCCAAGAUAUCAUUUCCUCAAAUGAAUUUUCAGUGCAGCUGCAGACGAGGAGAUGAAGUAUUGUCAUGUACUACUUAUAGAUCUAAGCUAAAUAAAUGGGAUGUUACGUUUCAGACAAAGUAUUCUGGUGAUUAUACCCUCGAGGCUGUCUUAAAAAUAUGCCGUGAUGAUUGUCAUAGAAAAUCUAAGUUAUUUUGUAUUCCAGAAUCAUCUAGUGAUAGUGCAUUACCACCACCAGAUCUGCCGAUAUCGGUAUCUUAUGCCCAGUUCAAGAGGACCAGUCACUACGAGAAAAGGGAGGACCCACCUUGUCCUCGGGUCCCACGGGUGAAAGGACCAAAAGACAAACUCUAGUCAAGGGACUCCAAACCCAAGUUAAACAUUUACUUUUGUAAGAUAUUUAAGAUUUUCUUUUAAGUUUUUAUUAUAUUAAUUUUGUACCAAAAUUUGAAGAGUUACACAAGCUCUUAGAUAAAUGCAAAAAAGCACUCCUACAACAAGUUGAUGCACAAUACAAUAGUUUCU
Messenger RNA from Amphimedon queenslandica, 1828 nucleotides. Its product is annotated as tripartite motif-containing protein 45-like. The transcript has a single exon. Gene Ontology annotation, molecular function: zinc ion binding. The record is from RefSeq and is a predicted model, not a curated record. Bases 86 to 1657 code for a protein of 523 amino acids. NCBI's taxonomy places the organism in Eukaryota, Metazoa, Porifera, Demospongiae, Haplosclerida, Niphatidae.